AUGCUGGGGUCUUCCUUUACCUUGUCUUUGGUUGGGCUUUUGUGCUUGAUAUCCGACGUUGCGGCAGGGUCUCCUCCGUUGGCCUCCUCGUUCGCUGGAUCAACGACCAGUGCGGUGUUCCCACCUCCCAACGCUACUAUAACAGCCACAGACACAUUCUUUCCGGAUGCUUCGGACAUUGGCUUUGCUGGUCCUACUCCAACUGGAGACGAAGCCAAUGCAAUAGCCACUGCCCCAGUGAAUGCUAAAGUGGACAAUUUCUUCCCUCUAAUCAAUCCUGGGGCGCAGGAUACGAAGAAAAAUAAGCCUUUCGAUGUUUUGGUGCACGCCGGAAGUUUAAGUCCCUGGCAAUCAGUCGAUUCUUUCGGACUGCCAGACGCAUCUCCGGUUAUACCGCAAGGGUGUGAGCUUGUUCAGGCACACCUUCUUCACCGUCAUGGAGCCAGAUAUCCAACAUCUGGUAGCGGACCUGCUAAUUUCGCGGCUAAAGUUCACGCAGCAGCCACAGGUGCUGGAUUUUCUGCAACGGGUGCUCUUAGCUUCUUGAACACCUGGACCUAUAAACUUGGCGCGGAAUUACUGACCCCAUUUGGUCGUUCACAAUUGUUCAACUUGGGAGUUGGGUUCAGAGUGAAAUAUGGAGAACUACUCAAGGACUUUAAAGAUUUGCCUGUCUUUCGCACAACCUCUGAAGCUCGAAUGGUAGAUUCAGCCGUACAUUUUGCUGCAGGUUUUUUCGGCGUUCAAACGUACCAACAAGAAUAUCACCAGCUUAUCACCAUUGAAAACGAUGGUCAAAAUAAUACCCUUGCUCCCUACGAAACCUGUACUAAUAGUAAUAAUGCUAUCGGCUCUUUCGGAAACGUCCAGUCGGCAAAAUGGGCAGACGUUUACACAGCACCUAUAAUAAAAAGACUCGGAAAAGACUUGAACGGUCUUCGACUUACAGCGACCGACGUAACUUCAAUGCAGCAGUUAUGUGCUUAUGAGACCGUGGCUCUCGGGUUUUCCCAGUUCUGUAAUUUGUUUACUGAAGAUGAAUGGAAAUCUUUCGAAUACUUGAAUGAUCUCUCAUUUUGGUACUCCAAUGGACCUGGAAAUCCCACCUCCAGUGCAAUGGGCAUUGGAUAUGUACAAGAACUUGUUUCACGACUUACAAAAACACGAAUUACAACUUUUAAUACGUCUGUCAAUGCCUCGAUUGUGACUGACGAAGUGCUCUUUCCACUUGACCAGCCCAUAUUUGUGGAUGCAUCUCAUGAUACCAUCCUUUCUGCAAUAUUCGUUGCUAUGAAUUUUACCAGCCUUGCAGCAAAUGGCCCAUUGCCAACAGAUCAUAUACCGAAGGAUCAGACAUACUUUGUCAACCAAAUUGCACCCUUUGCUUCCAACCUUGUUGGACAGGUUCUUUCUUGCUCUGCGUCUACAAAGCCAACUCACAUUCGAUGGAUUCUGAACGACGGCGUUUUACCCCUUACUGGUAUCAAAGGUUGCAAGGCCAAUAAGGAUGGAAUGUGUGACCUGGAAGCCUUUAUUUCUGGAAUGAAGGCACGAAUCGCGGAGGUGGACUUCGCAUUUGACUGCUUUGCAAACUUUACCAUUCCUAUCCCUGAUAAUAUAGUCAAUGGGCAGUUUCCUAAGUAG
Psilocybe cubensis is the source of this 1644-nucleotide messenger RNA. RefSeq lists its product as uncharacterized. The coding region runs from base 1 to 1644 and encodes 547 amino acids. Gene Ontology annotation, molecular function: acid phosphatase activity. The transcript is spliced from 10 exons. The record is from RefSeq and is a predicted model, not a curated record. Lineage: Eukaryota; Fungi; Basidiomycota; Agaricomycetes; Agaricales; Agrocybaceae.